AUGGCUCAAGACUCAACAGAUAUUAAUGAAACCAUUGGAUCUCUUGACGAUUAUAUUCUUCUGGGACGUAGUGGAUUGAGAAUUUCUCCCCUAUGCCUUGGAACAUUGACUUUUGGCGAAUCAUUUGGAAUAGGUUCGAAUUAUGAAGUAUCAAAGGAGGUUUUUGACUACUACUUUGAAAAAGGUGGAAAUUUCUUCGAUACUGCUAAUAUGUACAAUUUUGGAGAGAGCGAACGGUUUCUUGGUGAAUAUAUUGGGGAUAAACGAUCUCAAGUUGUUCUUGCGAAUUCUACCGCUUUAUCACCAAAUGUCAAAUAUAAUCCAAAUGCUGGAGGAAACCAUCGUAAAUCUCUUGUUGAGAAUAUCGAUGCAAGUAUUAAACGACUAGGUACUGGAUACGUUGAUCUCUUAUACGUUCACAUUUGGGAAUAUCGUACUCCUAUUGAGGAAGUAAUGCGUUCUUUAGAUGAUGUUGUUAGAAGUGGAAAGGUACUUUAUGUUGCGAUUAGCGAUACACCAGCAUGGGUAUUUAGUCGUGCGAAUACAAUAGCUGAAUUUCGUGGUUGGAGUCCUUUUAUUGGAUUACAAACGCGGUAUAAUUUAUUAGAUCGAUCCAUGGAAUAUGAUAUACAAUCUGCUUGUGCUGAACUUGAUGUACAAUCAGUUAUCAAAGCAAAAAAUACCGGUGAUAUGCGCGAUAUGCGAAAUAAUUCUAUUAUUAGAUUAGGAAGCAAUGAAACCAAUUGGAAAAUCCUUGAUGAAGUUAAGGCUAUUGCUACUGAAAUCAAUAGAACUCCAGCUCAGGUCGCUUUAAAUUGGAUCGCUCAAAAACCUGGCAUUACUUCACCUCUUAUUGGUGCUAGAACAAAAACCCAAUUAGUUGAAAAUCUUAAGGCUCUUGAAUUCAAAUUAACACCUAAACAAAUGGAAAGGUUGGAUAAUGUUUCAGCAUCAAAUGAAAUACCAUUUCCUUAUUCUAUAACAAUGAAUUUAAAUAAAUAUCUUGGUAAAGGAAUCCAAAUUCCUGAUAAGUAUAAGGCCCUGUUUGAGGCGUCAAAAAAGUCAAAAGAAAAAUAUUAG
Messenger RNA from Cetraspora pellucida, 1080 nucleotides. Lineage: Eukaryota; Fungi; Glomeromycota; Glomeromycetes; Diversisporales; Gigasporaceae. The record is from the annotation of a GenBank genome assembly.